Molecule: messenger RNA, 531 nt
Organism: Lathyrus oleraceus (garden pea)
Lineage: Eukaryota; Viridiplantae; Streptophyta; Magnoliopsida; Fabales; Fabaceae
Exons: 3
Coding region: 1-531 (176 amino acids)
Source: RefSeq, a predicted model, not a curated record
AUGGUGGAAAGAGUCAUACUUACUCCCAAAAAUUAUGAUAUACAUAUGUUGAAUGACAUGAUUAUUAAUAAGUUUUCUGGAGAUGAACAUAUUUUGUUAUCUUUUGACGAGGUUGAUGGUGAUACUCAUAAUCUAUAUCAACAGGAAUACUUACACACAAUUGCUCCUGGCCACAACGCUGGAAAAAUAGCUUUCUUGUCAAGAAUUAAGAUCAAAACCACUGAUGGUGCGGGACUUCCUUUUGUGCUUAUUAGAAAACAGUUUUCUGUCAAACUAAGUUUGACAAUCACUAUAAAUAAAUCACAAGGACAAACCAUUCCAAAUGUCGGAAUUUAUCUUCCACGACAUGUUUUCAGUCACGGACAAUUUGAAACGGGAGAUAUUUCUGAUUUCGAUUCCAUGGUUGACAUUCCUAUUAAACAACAAUAUCACUUAAUGUCUUUGUUAAUGUUUAUGUUUAUUUGCUUAAUAAACUGUGAGAAAUGUUUUUUUAUUCUUAUUUUAUCUAAAUCUUCUUAUGGUUUUGAGUAA